This is a messenger RNA of Salvelinus fontinalis (brook trout), 7345 nucleotides long. RefSeq lists its product as uncharacterized. The record is from RefSeq and is a predicted model, not a curated record. The coding region runs from base 919 to 1974 and encodes 351 amino acids. The transcript is spliced from 7 exons. Lineage: Eukaryota; Metazoa; Chordata; Actinopteri; Salmoniformes; Salmonidae.
CACACACUUUUAAAUGCACUCACUUGGAUUAAAAACUAUCUAAAAAAAUUACUGAUCAUGUUCAGUUGACUGAUAGAAGAUAAUCAAAUUGAGAAGUGAUUAUACUAACAGCCUCCCCUUCACUCAGUGACACAGUGUGUUCCAGAUGACAGGUUUUACAUUGUACAGAAGAAAUUGUAGAGAAUUGUAGAGAAUCAAACCCAAUAUCAACAGUGGCCCGCAGCCUCCCCAUGAUCAUGUGACUGGAUGAGAGGAUUGUUUCUGGUCAGACCCCCCUUCCCAUCUGCACCCCUUCCCAUCUGCACCCCUCCCAUCUGCACCACUGCCCAUCUGCACCACUUCCCACCAACUUAAAAAUGACCAUCACCAUCAGAGGGAAGUUACCUUCACACACACUAGACAUGCAUUUGUAGUCACACACACUAGAUCUGAGGGUAAAACACAAUGUUAUGAGAAAGAAGAGAUGAUGAAAUCAGACAUCUAGAUUCCAUCACCCAAAUAAUCUUGUGGGGUCGUUUUUUUGUGAGAGAGAAACAGAUACUAUACUGUAUAAACUAGGACAAGAGAGAGAAGGAGAGAGGGAAGGAAGGAAUGUGCCUGGGGUCCCUGUGGUUCCUCUGACGUCAGUGCAGAGGGAGGGAGGGGGGUAUGUGUGAUUGCUGGCGAAUUAUGAUUGGCUAUUGUUGGCCAAAGUAUGUAUGCGUUGACACACACACACACACACACACACACACACACACACAACUACACAGAAUGAGCUUCCCAAUUGUUACCCCUAGGGGUUAGCUGAAGGGAAAUGGAGACGCCCCCUUGGCUUUUUUGCAGACUUGUGUAUACACCCUUACCCCCCCCCACUAAAGUCAGAGGGACAGAUCUAAUCACAGAAGUCUGGCCUUUUCACCCCACACCUUUCUUUCUAUGGCUCAGUUUCUUUCUCUCUCUGUUUCUUUCUAUGGCUCUGUUUCUCUUUCUUUCUCUCUCUUUGUAUCUCUUUCUUUCUCUCUCUCUGUUUCCCUCUGUCUGUAUCUCUCUCUUUGUAUCUCUUUCUUUCUUUCCCUCUCUGUGUUUCCCUCUCUCUUUCUUUCUCUCUCUGUUUCUCUCUCUGUUUCUAUGACUCUGUUUCUGUCUCUCUGUUUCUCUUUCUUUCUCUCUCUCUCUCUGUUUCCCUCUCUCUGUUUCCCUCUCUCUGUUUCCCUCUCUCUGUUUCUCUCUCUCUUUGUACUUCUCUCUUUCUUUCCCUCUCUCUUUCUUUCUCUCUCUGUUUCUCUUUCUUUCUCUCUUUCUUUCUAUGGUUCUGUUUCUCUCUUUGAUUCUCACUCUCUUUCUUUCUAUGGCUCUGUUACUCUCUCUGUUUCUCUCUCUUUCUAUGGCUCUGUUUCUCUUUCUCUUGGUUUCUAUGGCUCUGUUACUCUCUCUGUUUCUCUUUCUCUCUCUUUCUAUGGCUCUGUUUCUCUUUCUCUCGGUUUCUAUGGCUCUGUUUCUCUCUCUGUUUCUCUCUCUCUGUUUCUCUCUCUGUUUCUCUUUCUCUCUGUUUCCGUGGCUCUGUUUCUCUCUUUCUGUUUCUCUCUCUGUUUCUCUUUCUCUCUGUUUCCAUGGCUCUGUUUCUCUCUCUCUGUUUCUCUCUCUGUGUUUCUCUUUCUCUCUUUCUUUCUAUGGCUCUAUUUCUCUCUCUGUUUCUCUUUCUCUCUUUCUUUCUAUGGCUCUGUUUCUCUCUCUGAUUCUCACUCUCUUUCUUUCUAUGGCUCUGUUUAUCUCUCUCUGUGUUUCUCUCUCUGUUUCUAUGGCCCUGUUUCUCUCUCUCUGUUUCUCUCUCUGUGUUUCUCUCUGUUUCUAUGGCCUCUCUCUGUUUCUCUCUCUCGGUUUCUUUCUUUCUAUGGCUCUGUUUCUCUCUCUCUGUUUCUCUCUCUCUGUUUCUUUCUUUCUAUGCCUCUGUUUCUCUCUGUCUGUGUCUCAGAACAGAGUAGAUCACUCUAGAGUGUGCCACAGCCUGGGUCAGGAGAGAAACUCUAGACGUGUGUGUGUGUGUGUGUGUGUGUGUGUGUGUGUGUGUGUGUGUGUGUGUGUGUGUGUGUGUGUGUGUGUGUGUGUUGGAAAGCUGGUGAUGCUGGUCUGACACACUGUGACACUCCAGGACCUCAUGGAAUCCUGCCGUGUUGACUAUGUGGUUGCCAGGCAACGCAGGAUCACAUAUGGAGUAUAGAGAGUGUCUGUUAAUAACAGAUUAUGGGUUAAAGAGGUGUUUGUGUUUCAGGGCAGGUGGGCUAGUGGAGAGUCUUGCGUAAUGGGGAUUAAGGAGGGAGAGAAUGAUCAGGGAGUGAAGGAUUUUCACCGAUGCCCAGAUCAGCUGACCUACUCACCUCGAGACUAUCCCCCGGCCCUAGCAAUGCCCAGAUCAGCUGACCUACUCACCUCGAGACUAUCCCCCGGCCCUAGCAAUGCCCAGAUCAGCUGACCUACUCACCUCGAGACUAUCCCCCGGCCCUAGCAAUGCCCAGAUCAGCUGACCUACUCACCUCGAGACUAUCCUCCGGCCCUAGCAAUGCCCAGAUCAGCUGACCUACUCACCUCGAGACUAUCCCCCGGCCCUAGCAAUGCCCAGAUCAGCUGACCUACUCACCUCGAGACUAUCCCCCGGCCCUAGCAAUGCCCAGAUCAGCUGACCUACUCACCUCGAGACUAUCCUCCGGCCCUAGCAAUGCCCAGAUCAGCUGACCUACUCACCUCGAGACUAUCCUCCGGCCCUAGCAAUGCUGAACCACACUCAAUACUCUCACACUCGUGGCUGAUAUAUGAUUGAUUGAUUGUUGUACACCAAUGGCGAAGGGGCAUAAAGAUGGCGGUCCCCAUGUACUUACUACAAAUGCCUUGUUUGUUCAGAUCGCCGUGUUGUACAUUGCUCUCCGUUACUCUUUUUUGUAUGGGCAUUAGCUCAGUUUACAUGAUCCUGAUUCUAGCUCCAAGAUGGCGGUAAUUUGAAAAAAUGAACAAGUAGAUUGUGCUGAUUUACUGGCACAUUGAACCAUGUUGCACGCCAUAGGUUAGAAACUCUGAGUAGUGCUAAAACAAUUAUUUACUGGUGUUUUACCCAAUAAAUGACUGGGAGUUUAUUUAUAUAGUGUGCAACUCACUUCAUUUAUUUUUCUAGUGCUAAAACAAUGACAUCAUAUCUGAAUUUCUCCAUCUGUAUACACCUUUACCACCGUUGGUGCCCAGCCGUAUGGGCUUAGAAGACAUCAAAUCAAGAAUGUGUGCUGUGCACAAAGCACAUGUUUGAUUCAGAGGGGUUGGGUUAAAUGCGGUAGACACAUUUCAGUUGGAUGCAUUCAGUACCACUGACUAGGUAUCUCCCUUCACAUUAAACAAAUCAAUUGCAUUUAACAAUUAAAUGCAUAAUUAGCACUCGUAACAAAGUACAGUUUUCACCUUGUCACACUACACAAACAAUACACUUCUCCCUCCUAUAUCUGAGCUACUAAGGGUAUAGAUAAUGACUGAUCAUUUUCAAGUUAAGGCAGUCCACACUGUCUAGUCGCAUGUUGCAUGUUUGCACAACACUGAUAGCCACACAAUAAUGUCUAUCAUUCAAAACAUGGUUUAGUCCAUACAUUGCCCGUGAUUAUGGAAUAUUAUUGUAUGUACCAGUCAGACCUCGGUCAAAAUAGUAUACUGUUUUCUUUCAAAUGCUACAGUUGCUUAGCUUACUUUACCCAGCAUGCCAGUUGGAUUUGGUUUGCACUUUUGGGACUUCCAUUGGUUGCAUUAUGCGAUACAUUGCUAGUGCAUGACGUAUUUCAAAGAAAACUGAUCACAUUUGGAACCAGGUCUCAUAUGUACUGUCAGUGUUUAAUAAUGGAAUGUUGUGUUGAGCCAGGUCUGAUAUGUACUGUCAGUGUUUAAUAAUGGGAUGUUGUGUUGAACCAGGUCUCUACGCAGACGACACUAUUCUGUAUACUUCUGGCCCUUCUCUUGACACUGUGUUAACAACCCUCCAGGCGAGCUUCAAUGCCAUACAACUCUCCUUCCGUGGCCUCCAAUUGCUCUUAAAUACAAGUAAAACUAAAUGCAUGCUCUUCAACCGAUCGCUGCCUGCACCUGCCCGCCUGUCCAGCAUCACUACUCUGGACGGCUCUGACUUAGAAUAUGUGGACAACUACAAAUACCUAGGUGUCUGGUUAGACUGUAAACUCUCCUUCCAGACUCACAUCAAGCAUCUCCAAUCCAAAGUUAAAUCUAGAAUCGGCUUCCUAUUCCGCAACAAAGCAUCCUUCACUCAUGCUGCCAAACAUACCCUUGUAAAACUGACCAUCCUACCAAUCCUCGACUUCGGUGAUGUCAUUUACAAAAUAGCCUCCAAAACCCUACUCAAUAAAUUGGAUGCAGUCUAUCACAGUGCCAUCCGUUUUGUCACCAAAGCCCCAUAUACUACCCACCACUGCGACCUGUACGCUCUCGUUGGCUGGCCCUCGCUUCACACUCGUCGCCAAACCCACUGGCUCCAGGUCAUCUACAAGACCCUGCUAGGUAAAGUCCCCCCUUAUCUCAGCUCGCUGGUCACCAUAGCAGCACCUACCUGUAGCACGCGCUCCAGCAGGUAUAUCUCUCUGGUCACCCCCAAAACCAAUUCUUCCUUUGGCCGCCUCUCCUUCCAGUUCUCUGCUGCCAAUGACUGGAACGAACUACAAAAAUCUCUGAAACUGGAAACACUUAUCUCCCUCACUAGCUUUAAGCACCAGCUGUCAGAGCAGCUCAUAGAUUACUGCACCUGUACAUAGCCCAUCUAUAAUUUAGCCCAAACAACUACCUCUUUACCUACUGUAUUUAUUUAUUUUGCUCCUUUGCACCCCAUUAUUUCUAUCUCUACUUUGCACCUUCUUCCACUGCAAACCAACCAUUCCAGUGUUAUUUUUUUUACUUGCUAUAUUGUAUUUACUUCGCCACCAUGGCCUUUUUAUAUAUUUAUUUAUUUAUUUAUAUAUAUAUUUUGUUUGCCUUCACCUCCCUUAUCUCACCUCACUUGCUCAUAUUGUAUAUAGACUUAUUUUCACUGUAUUAUUGACUGUAUGUUUGUUUUACUCCAUGUGUAACUAUGUGUUGUUGUAUGUGUUGAACUGCUUUGCUUUAUCUUGGCCAGGUCGCAAUUGUAAAUGAGAACGUGUUCUCAAUUUGCCUACCUGGUUAAAUAAAGGUGAAAUAAAAAAAAUAAAAAAAUAUGUACUGUCAGUGUUUAAUAAUGGGAUGUUGAGUUGAACCAGGUCUGAUAUGUACUGUCAGUGUUUAAUAAUGGGAUGUUAUGUUGAACCAGGUCUGAUAUGUACUGUCAGUGUUUAAUAAUGUGAUGUUAUGUUGAACCAGGUCUGAUAUGUACUGUCAGUGUUUAAUAAUGGGAUGUUGAGUUGAACCAGGUCUGAUAUGUACUGUCAGUGUUUAAUAAUGGGAUGUUAUGUUGAACCAGGUCUGAUAUGUACUGUCAGUGUUUAAUAAUGUGAUGUUAUGUUGAACCAGGUCUGAUAUGUACUGUCAGUGUUUAAUAAUGGGAUGUUAUGUUGAACCAGGUCUGAUAUGUACUGUCAGUGUUUAAUAAUGGGAUGUUGUGUUGAACCAGGUCUGAUAUGUACUGUCAGUGUUUAAUAAUGGGAUGUUAUGUUGAACCAGGUCUGAUAUGUACUGUCAGUGUUUAAUAAUGGGAUGUUAUGUUGAACCAGGUCUGAUAUGUACUGUCAGUGUUUAAUAAUGGGAUGUUGAGUUGAACCAGGUCUGAUAUGUACUGUCAGUGUUUAAUAAUGGGAUGUUGUGUUGAACCAGGUCUGAUAAGUACUGUCAGUGUUUAAUAAUGGGAUGUUGUGUUGAACCAGGUCUGAUAAGUACUGUCAGUGUUUAAUAAUGGGAUGUUGUGGUGAACCAGGUCUGAUAAGUACUGUCAGUGUUUAAUCAUGGGAUGUUGUGUUGAACCAGGUCUGAUAUGUACUGUCAGUGUUUAAUAAUGGGAUGUUGUGUUGAACCAGGUCUGAUAUGUACUGUCAGUGUUUAAUAAUGGGAUGUUGUGUUGAACCAGGUCUGAUAUGUACUGUCAGUGUUUAAUAAUGGGAUGUUGUGUUGAACCAGGUCUGAUAUGUACUGUCAGUGUUUAAUAAUGGAAUGUUAUGUUGAACCAGGUCUGAUAUGUACUGUCAGUGUUUAAUAAUGGAAUGUUAUGUUGAACCAGGUCUGAUAUGUACUGUCAGUGUUUAAUAAUGGGAUGUUGUGUUGAACCAGGUCUGAUAUGUACUGUCAGUGUUUAAUAAUGGGAUGUUGUGUUGAACCAGGUCUGAUAUGUACUGUCAGUGUUUAAUAAUGGAAUGUUAUGUUGAACCAGGUCUGAUAUGUACUGUCAGUGUUUAAUAAUGGGAUGUUGUGUUGAACCAGGUCUGAUAUGUACUGUCAGUGUUUAAUAAUGGGAUGUUUUGGUGAACCAGGUCUGAUAUGUACUGUCAGUGUUUAAUAAUGGGAUGUUGUGUUGAACCAGGUCUGAUAUGUACUGUCAGUGUUUAAUAAUGGAAUGUUAUGUUGAACCAGGUCUGAUAUGUACUGUCAGUGUUUAAUAAUGGGAUGUUGUGUUGAACCAGGUCUGAUAUGUACUGUCAGUGUUUAAUAAUGGGAUGUUGUGUUGAACCAGGUCUGAUAUGUACUGUCAGUGUUUAAUAAUGGGAUGUUGUGUUGAACCAGGUCUGAUAUGUACUGUCAGUGUUUAAUAAUGGGAUGUUGUGUUGAACCAGGUCUGAUAUGUACUGUCAGUGUUUAAUAAUGGGAUGUUGUGUUGAACCAGGUCUGAUAUGUACUGUCAGUGUUUAAUAAUGGGAUGUUGUGUUGAACCAGGUCUGAUAUGUACUGUCAGUGUUUAAUAAUGGGAUGUUGUGUUGAACCAGGUCUGAUAUGUACUGUCAGUGUUUAAUAAUGGAAUGUUAUGUUGAACCAGGUCUGAUAUGUACUGUCAGUGUUUAAUAAUGGGAUGUUGUGUUGAACCAGGUCUGAUAUGUACUGUCAGUGUUUAAUAAUGGGAUGUUGUGUUGAACCAGGUCUGAUAUGUACUGUCAGUGUUUAAUAAUGGGAUGUUGAGUUGAACCAGGUCUGAUAUGUACUGUCAGUGUUUAAUAAUGGGAUGUUGUGUUGAACCAGGUCUGAUAUGUACUGUCAGUGUUUAAUAAUGGGAUGUUGAGUUGAACCAGGUCUGAUAUGUACUGUCAGUGUUUAAUAAUGGGAUGUUGUGUUGAACCAGGUCUGAUAUGUACUGUCAGUGUUUAAUAAUGGGAUGUUAUGUUGAACCAGGUCUGAUAUGUACUGUCAGUGUUUAAUAAUGGGAUGUUGUGUU